UUACAGUUUCACAGCAUCCAAAUGGCUUGGAAAAUCUGAGUGUGUCUGAGGCUCUGCUCUUACAGUCAAGGCAUGCCUGCCUGGUUCUCUAGAGAAGGGUUGGAGGGAUGGAAUGUGGCUGCUGCAAGCUUCCAUGGCAGUUGCUAAAGAUGACCAGAUGGACCUGCAGGACUUCAGCGGGACCCACUGACCAAGAAGGGCAGAUCCAGGGUUCCUGAGAUCCUCCCUCGAGUUAUUCCAGCUGAAGGCUCACUUCCUUCUCAGCAUGGAGCCCCUCCUACUGCUCUCCUUGGCUCUCUUUUCCGAUGCCAUGGUCAUGGAUGAAAAGGUGAAAUCAGGCGUUGAGCUGGACACAGCUUCUGCAAUCUGUAACUAUGACGCCCACUACAAGGACCACACCAAGUACUGGUGCCGUGGCUAUUUCAGGGACUCGUGCAACAUUAUUGCCUUCACCCCUAAUAGCAGCAACCGUGUGGCCCUGAAAGACACAGGAGACCAACUCAUCAUCACUGUCUCCUGCCUGGUCAAGGAGGACACAGGCUGGUACUGGUGUGGUAUCCAGCGGGACUUUGCCAGAGAUGACAUGGAUUUUACAAAGCUGAUUGUGACUGACAACAGAGAAGACCGGGCCAAUGGCCUUUCACCUGGCACUUCAGGCAACAGGACCCGGAGCUGUAAGACGUCCAAAGCUGUUCAAAAGGCAGAGGGCUCCCGAAUGUCCAUUCUGAUCGUUUGUGUACUGAUUAGCGGGCUGGGGAUCAUCUUUUUAAUCAGUCAUAUGUCCAGAGGAAGACGAAGCCAAAGAAACAGAGGAGUUACUGGCAAAAGCAUCAAUAGAAACCCACAAGCAAGUCAAGCUCCGUCCAUGGUCUCCAUCCCCUUGACUGUCCUUCCCAAGGUCCCAAGACAAAAUGGUCAACAAAAAGCCCUCCAAUGGACUGGAAAUGCCACAAAGACCGGAUAAGUGUAUUCCUUUACUUGGGUUUGAAGGAAUAGGGUGUAGAACUGGUCACUGGGGCUGCCGUGGAGAUUGUUCCUGCAGAGAACAUGGAAGGUAUCAGUUUUGGGGGGAUCAGUAUCUCUGCCCUACUCCUGCCGUCCCUCUCGGAUAAGACCCUGAGCACGACCACUACCCACGGGAACUUGCAAGCCGGCUACAACUCUUCAGAGGGAAGGGCAGUGAGUCUUUUCGCUGGUGCUGGGCAAGUGAACCCAGGACUGUUUGCACACUGGGUCAAGCCCUCUACCACUGAGCUACAUGCUAUAUCUCAGUGAGACCUUUAAAAUGAGAAGUAGAGCUGUACUUGAAAGGGUAUACGAAAUAAAGGAGCAGAGGUAGAGUGGGAA
This is a messenger RNA of Rattus norvegicus (Norway rat), 1347 nucleotides long. RefSeq names its product transmembrane and immunoglobulin domain containing 3 (gene Tmigd3). Lineage: Eukaryota; Metazoa; Chordata; Mammalia; Rodentia; Muridae. Bases 266 to 964 code for a protein of 232 amino acids. The transcript has 7 exons. The record is from RefSeq and is marked validated. Gene Ontology annotation, cellular component: membrane.